AUGGAGCUUAAAGUUAUAAUUGACGGGUAUGAACGAAGUGUGUCGGGAGUUAACGAGAACACGACUUGCUCGCAAAUCAUUUAUGCGUUGGCGAAUGCAAUCAGCGCUCGUGGCCGAUUUGUAAUUGUCGAAAAAUAUCGGAACAUGGAACGCCGCCUUGCGCCAAAUGACCGACCACUGGAAACGUUUCGAAAAUGGAGAGAACAUGCGGCGAAUGUUACAUUUCAAAUGCUACGCGUGAAUAGUAAUGACGAGAUUUGCGGAAGAAAUGCGAUUGGCCAUCAACAGGCGACACCGCUCGAGAAUGGACAAAGAAGCACUUGUUCGCUACCAGCCUACCCAUCGGGUGUCACUGGCACGCUCGGACGGUCGACACGAAGACCACCACCACCAGAUUAUAAAUUUGUAAUGGAGCAGAAAAAUUUGCAAACACUUGAGAAUCAACCAAGGGUCGAAAAAUUCCGAAAUCCUGAGUUAGAGAAUCAUCGAGACUAUAUGGCCUAUGAAGAGGAAUUGCAGCAGCUGCUAGUUCAACAGAAGAACCUUCGAGCUAUUCUUCAACCAUUGAUUGCUGCCAAUUGGCCUCAAAAGUAUCAACAAGAAAUUAAAAAAUCACACAAAUUGAGGGCUUCGCUUGAAGCCACUAGGGAAGCACUUGAUAAAACAAAAUCGGACAUUUUAAAAGUCCAAGAAAAAGAGAAAGAGCUCAUGGCGAUGAUUGAGAAUUUCAAGGAAGAUGAGACGAAGGAAGAGUUGAACGUUGAGGAAGAGUCGAUUCUCGAAACUUCGAUCGACUUGAACAUCUCGAGUGGCAGUAGUUCUCAACCUCAAUUGUCUGUCUAG
Molecule: messenger RNA, 843 nt
Organism: Caenorhabditis bovis
Lineage: Eukaryota; Metazoa; Nematoda; Chromadorea; Rhabditida; Rhabditidae
Source: the annotation of a GenBank genome assembly